Molecule: messenger RNA, 1254 nt
Organism: Laccaria bicolor S238N-H82
Lineage: Eukaryota; Fungi; Basidiomycota; Agaricomycetes; Agaricales; Hydnangiaceae
Exons: 8
Coding region: 1-1254 (417 amino acids)
Biological process (GO): regulation of mRNA processing; protein phosphorylation; spliceosomal complex assembly
Molecular function (GO): protein kinase activity; ATP binding
Source: RefSeq, a predicted model, not a curated record
AUGCACGUUUUCCUCAAACUGCAUACCCCACGCCGCGCGCUAUCGAUCUCCAGACCCAGGCUGUUCAGACGACCACUACAGAGCAUGCCUGAAAAACGAUCGUCCUUCCAACAGGAUGUCAAGGCAAUCGAUCCCAAGGUCCUCGCCGCCGCGAUGGGAGGAGACGUGCCCCCGGAGGAACCUCUGCUUUCGACUUUCGAGGAGGGCUUUGGAUACUUCACCUGUGCUGCAGUUGAACGUUCGCUAGGACAGUAUCAGUUCGUCCGCAAACUGGGUUGGGCUGCUAACUCCUCCGUGUGGCUGGCACUAGACACAUCGGCGGACACAAGAACCUUUGUUGCCUUGAAGAUCUUGACGUCGCAAGCCACUGCACAAGUUGUCCGGGGUCUUUCACCAGAGUAUGAAGUAUUCCGGAAGAUCGACGCGGCCGACGGUCACAUAUGCUUCGUGACGGAGGCGUUGAGCUCGAGCCUAGCAGACUUUCGAGAGCCUGGGCUGCCCAUUGCGAAGCGCAUCACAAAACAGGUCCCUCUCGCUCUGGACUACCUUCAUCGCGAAUGCGGGUAUAUUCACACUGAUCUCAAACCCGACAACGUCCUUCUUUCAAUACCUGAACCAAGGGCUUCUCGAAUAAGCGAAUACAUCAAGUCGGACUCUGCAUUGAUUUAUGGCCCUCCCCUAAACCUGAAAUCAUUGGAUUUACCUCUUGUCUUUUCACGUCCACAGCCUCUACCGUAUUUUAGCCUUUGUGGAUCUCUUGAGAAUAUAUCGGUGCGACUGAUGGAUUACAGCGAAGCCACUCCCGUCGACGCGCCCGUGAGAGAGCAUCUUCGUCAACCAUCUAUGAUCUGCGUCCCCGAAGUCACCCCCAGAUAUCCUUGGACGUCUGCCAUCGACAUCUGGACUGUCGGUUGCCUUUUGUUUGAGCUUCUCACCAAUUGGCACCUUCUCGGCCAGGACGACGCUCAUAAUUACUCGCAUGAACUCCACUUGCAGCAUAUGGUAGAGUGUUUGGGGCCGUUCCCACUUGAAUUUCUCAAACAUUGUGAGGACCGGGAGAAAUACUUGAGCACGCUGCUUCACACAAACAGCGAUUUUGCCCCAUCCUCCCUCGAAGACAUUUUGCGAGGCCUUAACGUCGUUGAUGAGAGCGAGAUUCCAGGCAUUGCUACUUUCUUGCGCAGAUGCUUGACGUUAGGUCCGAAGGUGCGACCGAGUGCCCAAGAGCUACUAAAAGAUGGUUGGCUAUUGUAA